Messenger RNA from Eruca vesicaria subsp. sativa (arugula), 2099 nucleotides. Lineage: Eukaryota; Viridiplantae; Streptophyta; Magnoliopsida; Brassicales; Brassicaceae. The record is from the annotation of a GenBank genome assembly.
UCACACACGUAAAACCAAACCAAUUCCCUCUCUGCCCUCUCCAGCUCUGGAGGAGACAAAGAGUGACGUGGAAGAUCAAUCGAACCCAAAAAAACAUGACAUCUCCCUUCGAUGCUUCUUCUGCUUUAGCUAAGCAGCUCAAGUCUGUUUUGGGGAUGUCCCUCGACACUCCCGUGUCUGACGACACCGUCCUUGUGAUUGCAACCACGUCUUUGGCCCUGGCUGUUGGGUUCGUGGUGUUGGUAUGGAGGAAAACGACGUCGGAUCAGAGCCAGAAGCUGAAGCCUUUGAUGGUUCCCAAGUCUCUUAUGGCCAAGGACGAUGAGGAUGUGGAUUUGGAAUCAGGGAAGAGUAGAGUCUCUAUCUUCUUCGGUACUCAGACUGGAACCGCUGAAGGGUUUGCUAAGGCAUUAGCAGAAGAAAUCAAAGUGAGAUAUGAAAAGGCUGCAGUCAAAGUUAUUGACUUGGAUGACUAUGCUGCUGAUGACGACCAAUAUGAAAAGAAGUUGAAGAAGGAAACUUUGGCAUUCUUUUGUGUUGCUACCUAUGGAGAUGGAGAGCCUACUGACAAUGCUGCUAGAUUUUACAAAUGGUUUACAGAGGGAAAUGAAGGGGAUAUAAGGCUUCAACAACUAACAUAUGGUGUGUUUGCUCUUGGUAAUCGCCAAUAUGAACAUUUUAAUAAGAUCGGCAUUGUUCUUGAUAAAGAGCUCACUAGGAAAGGUGCAAAGCGUCUUAUUGGGGUUGGUCUAGGAGAUGAUGAUCAGAGCAUUGAGGAUGAUUUUAAUGCCUGGAAAGAAUCGCUAUGGCCUGAGCUAGACAAGCUCCUCAGAGGUGAGGAUGAUACAAGUGUGGUUACUCCUUAUACAGCUUCCGUUCCUGAAUACCGGCUGGUGAUUCAUGAUCCUAGUCUUAUAUCUGACAAAACAAUGGACUCAAAUGUUGCCAACGGAAAUGCUGCUAUUGACAUUCAUCAUCCCUGCAGAGUUGACGUUGCUGUGCAGAGGGAGCUUCACACGCCCGAAUCUGAUCGGUCAUGUAUUCAUCUCGAGUUUGACUUAUCUGACACUGGUAUUACAUACGAAACAGGAGACCAUGUAGGAGUAUACGCUGAGAAUCAUGCUGAGAUAGUUGGAGAAGCUGGAAAAUUGCUUGGCCACUCUCUAGAAUUAGUAUUUUCAAUACAUGCUGACAAGGAAGAUGGCUCACCACUGGGAAGCUCGUUACCGCCCCCCUUCCCUGGUCCGUGCACACUUGGUACUGCUUUGGCAAAAUACGCAGACCUUUUGAACCCUCCUCGAAAGGGUGAAUACUCAAAAUGGAUUGCUGCAAGCCAGAGAAGUCUAUUUGAGGUGAUGGCUGCAUUUCCAUCUGCAAAACCCCCACUAGGUGUGUUUUUUGCUGCAGUAGCUCCUCGCCUACCACCUCGUUACUACUCCAUCUCAUCCUCGCCGAGGUUGGCGCCAAAUAGAGUUCAUGUUACAUGCGCACUAGUAUACGGUCCCACUCCUACCGGUAGAAUCCACAAGGGCUUGUGUUCGACGUGGAUGAAGAAUGCAGUUCCUUCGGAGAAAAGUCGUGAAUGUAGUGGAGCACCAAUCUUUAUUCGAUCAUCUAAUUUCAAGUUACCGUCCAACCCUCUAACUCCAAUCGUUAUGGUAGGACCGGGGACUGGCCUGGCUCCUUUUAGAGGAUUUCUGCAAGAAAGGAUGGCACUAAAAGAAGAUGGAGUAGAGCUAGGUCCAUCUUUGCUCUUCUUUGGGUGUAGAAAUAGGCGAAUGGACUUUAUCUACGAGGAUGAACUCAAUAACUUUGUUGAUCAAGGCGUAAUCUCUGAGCUCAUUGUAGCAUUCUCUCGUGAGGGAGCACAAAAGGAGUAUGUUCAACAUAAGAUAAUAGAGAAGGCAACACAAGUAUGGAAUUUAAUAAAAGAAGAAGGAUAUCUCUAUGUAUGUGGUGAUGCUAAGGGCAUGGCAAGAGAUGUCCACCGGACUCUACAUUCCAUUGUUCAGGAGCAGGAAGGAGUGAGUUCGUCAGAGGCAGAGGCUAUAGUUAAGAAACUUCAAACUGAAGGAAGAUACCUCAGAGAUGUCUGGUGA